GAAACCAAACCCCCUUCCCCUCCCCCCCUCCCCUCUCUCUCUCUCUUUCUCCUAGCUCGUAGCGUAUCGCAGCUUCGAAGGCCAUCGCCCUCCUGCCUCUGGAACCCUAACCCUAGCCGGGAGAACUAACGAAAUCCUAGCCCUAGAUUGAAGGAACCCCGAUUCGAUCGCCAUUCACGGAGAGAUCUCCGCCCAUCCGAAGUUGACAUCCUAGGGGUGGACUUGAGCAGGGAAGUAUCUGCUAGCAGGACAUCACCUGUCAUAUAAUGCAUCCAUAAUUUGUGGAAAAUUUGUGUUUAUAAGGUUUGUUUGGUGGAGGCUGGACUCUCUAUGCCUGGGAAUGAAUUUACUGAAGAGGUCCACUACUUUGUUAAGGAAGACAACGCAUCCCAGCAUCAUCCAUCUGAAAUUGGAAAUGGAAGUUGGCCGAAUUUCAAUAGUAAUUCACGGGCUGGAAUUCAAAGCCAGAGUGUAAUACCUCUGAAUGUUAAUUCAAGAAAUUCCACUGUUCAGUCUAUAGAUUCUGAUAGGGCAAAUAUCAGGCUAACUUCUCAAUUGUCUUUUGGUGUGAAUAUCACUCAGAUAAAUCCAAUUCCAGAUUUUGGUAACAGUCAACCUGGAAACCAACAGUUAGAUUUGAAAGGAUUUAUGCAUGGUUCUCAAGAUAUUCAAACAAGGCCCAACCAGGCAGAGUUUGUAGAGGAUAAUUCUUUUUCUGAUAGGCACAAUACUGCAUUUAGAGGCGUAGCUACUUUUAGUGCACAGCAGGGUAAUGCUCCUCUACACAGUUCGGGUCUUAUAAGAAAUUCAGAAACACCAGAGGUUGCCCAGGCUCCUGUUAAUUUUGACUUUUGUAAUAGUCAACAGCAGCUCAUUAGGAGCCGCCACCUUGGAACAUCACAACCUCAUCUAAGGCAGCAGCUGGGUUUUAACAACAUGCAGUUAUGGCAACAGCAAUUGAUGUACAAGCAGCUACAAGAGCUUCAGAGACAGCAGCAACUUCAGCAGCUGGAUCAAGGGGAAAGGCAGCAGAAUCCACUUAGCCAGUUAUCUGCUGCUGCGAAGCCAGCAGCGACCAAUCAAUUUCCGGCUCUUGCUAACGAAAUGCCCGUCAAUGAUGCAUCUAACUAUGUGUGGUCAAAUAACUUUGUGGGAGGUGAGUCCAAAAUGCCUAGCAAUUCUCAGAUGUUUGUUGCUGGUAACAUGAACUGGAUACAACCCAGUGGCUCUCCUGCCAUGCAAAAUUUGACAAAUGGUAGGAUGUUUCCAAAUGACCAAGGCCAAGCAAUGCAGACCAUGGGGUUUGUUCCACAGAAGCUUGACCAGUCUCUGUAUGGUAUGCCAGUCUCCAGCAGCAGAGCACAGAUGAAUCAAUAUUCUCAGUUCCAAGGGAUGCCUAGUGAUAGCACUGAUGUGAUGACUAAGGCAGGUGGGAUCCAAGCAGAAAAGGUGUCAAUUCAUUCAGAUCCGCUUAAUUCUUUUCAAAGUAGUCGGGGUAUUCCUGAACAAGCUUGUUUGCAGGAUAAUAUUUCAAUUUCUACACACAGCUUUCAGGAAAAACGUUUGUUUGGGAAUGCUUCAGUGCAGAGGGUAAGUAGUGGUGCUGCAUCAGGCAAUCUUCAGCAAAUGAAUCAUUUGCAGCGCGGUGUUCAGCUUCAGAAUUUUCAAGGUACUCAGGAGCAAGCUGAUUUGUCUGGUAACUUGCAGGAAAAACCAGCACAAGUAGGACUUUCUUCUGAUGAGGCUAGUCUAGAUCCAACAGAACAGAAGCUCUUAUUUGGUACUGAUGAUGAUGACAACUGGGGAUUUUCUUUUGGAAGGAAUGUUAACUCUUGCACGGGAGGCUAUCUGCAUGGAAAUUCUUCGGACAAUGAUUAUAUUGGUGCAUUUUCAUCUGUCCAGAGUGGCAGUUGGAGUGCCCUUAUGCAGGAGGCUGUCCAAGUUUCCAGUAGUGAGAAGGGACUUCAGGAAGAAUGGAGUGGCUUGAGUUUCCACAAAACAGAAUCCUCUACUAGAAACCAUUCAACCGUAUCUAAUGACAAUGGGAAGCCGCAAGUAACAUGGGAUGACAAUAACCUGCAGAGUGCACCUUAUUUAUCUUCAAGACCUUUGCCUUUGUUUAACAAUGCUGAUGCAAGCACAAGCCAUUCUACUGCCCCUGGUUUUCAGCAUUCAUUUACAUCAGCAUAUGAACAAAAUGACAGGGGUACCAGCUGA
Messenger RNA from Phoenix dactylifera (date palm), 2217 nucleotides. The record is from RefSeq and is a predicted model, not a curated record. NCBI's taxonomy places the organism in Eukaryota, Viridiplantae, Streptophyta, Magnoliopsida, Arecales, Arecaceae.